Megalobrama amblycephala (Wuchang bream) is the source of this 3843-nucleotide messenger RNA. RefSeq names its product kelch-like family member 6 (gene klhl6). The transcript has 7 exons. The coding region runs from base 162 to 2024 and encodes 620 amino acids. The record is from RefSeq and is a predicted model, not a curated record. Lineage: Eukaryota; Metazoa; Chordata; Actinopteri; Cypriniformes; Xenocyprididae. Gene Ontology annotation, molecular function: protein binding.
GAAUUUGAAGUUUUCAGCACUUCCUCUUUGUAGGCCGUUUUAAAAACAGGAAGCUUGCGUGUUAGGAAAGAACAAUUGUUUCGCCGAUGUCUAGUAAUCACAUGGUGUUAAACUUUAUUCAGCGUCGAAAUCUGUAAGUUCUGCACCUGGGUCUCCAGAUCAUGGCUGACACUCUGGAGAAUAACUCCGAAUGCCCUUCAUCAUCUGCCGCGAAAGAAGCUCCAGCAGGGGGUCUGAGCAUGCUGGAGAGCUCGAUGCAAGAGAACCGGGAAGAUGGCCAGGUUAUGUUUGAAGACUCUGUGUUUGCUGGUUAUCUGCAGGAAGGACUGCACAGUCUUCGGCUGGAGGACAGUUUAACAGACGUCAGUCUCCAUGUUCAGGGCCAGAGCUUCCAGUGCCAUCGCGUGGUUCUUGCUGCCGCCAGUCAUUACUUCAGAGCAAUGUUUUGUAAUGACUUGAGAGAAAAACAUGAAGAAAAUGUAAACCUUAAAGGCCUCGACGCUGACACCAUGAGAAUCCUGUUAGAAUACACUUACACCAGCAAAGUCACCAUAACCAAGGACAAUGUUCAGAGAAUGCUUGAGGCAGCCAGCCUUUUUCAGUUUCCACGUAUAGUGGACGCCUGUGCCAGUUACUUAGCCGAGGCCCUCUACCCGGAAAACUGUGUGGGCAUCCUUCAUCUAGCUGACGUCCACUCGUUGGAGUCUUUGAAAGCCCAAGUCCGCACCUACAUUAUCCAAAACUUCUCUCAAGUAGUGGAGCAUGAUGAGAUCCUGGAGCUUCCUGCAGAUGUGUUGGUCAGUCUGCUUCAGCAUGAUGAGUUGGGGGUAACAGAAGAGGAACAGGUGUUUGACGUGGUUAUCCGUUGGGUCAGGGCUCGAGAGGGUGAAAGGCUGGCUCUGCUGCCACGUGUUCUCACACAUGUGCGACUGCCCUUGUUGGACCCGUGGUACUUUGUAGAAAGGGUGGAAGGAGACCCGCUGAUCCGCCAGUGCGCCGAGGUGUUCCCGCUGCUGCAGGAGGCCCGGGUUUAUCACCUCUCGGGGAAAGAGGUCAGUUUUACAAAGGUGAUCUCAGAGCGCACCAAACCAAGAGUGCGGGAGUUCCAGUCUGAGGUGUUUAUGAUCAUCGGAGGAUGCACAAAGGAAGAGAAGUUUGUAUCUGAAGUGACCUGUCUGGACCCACUACGCAGGAGCCGCUUAGAGGUCGCAAAACUACCAAACACGGAGAUGGAGUCUGAGAAUGAAAAUAAGAAAUGGGUGGAGUUUGCGUGUGUCACUUUCAGAAAUGAAGUCUACAUAUCGGGUGGCAAGGAAACACUGCAUGAUGUGUGGAAGUAUAAUGCAUCGCUGAACAAAUGGAUCCAGAUAGAGUUCCUCAGCACAGGACGCUGGAGACACAAGAUGGCGGUUGUUGGAGGAAAGGUGUAUGUUUUGGGUGGCUUUGAUGGAACUCAGAGAUUGAACAGUGUUGAAGCCUAUGAUCCGUUUCAUAACUGCUGGACAGAGGCAGCGCCGCUCAUGCUGAGUGUAAGCUCCUUCUCUGCUGCCAGCUAUGACAAAUGCAUCUAUGUGAUAGGUGGAGGCCCCAACGGCAAGCUAGCCACAAACAACAUGCAAUGCUUUGAUUCCACAUCAAAUAAAUGGAGCUUAAAAUGCCCAAUGCCGACUGAGGCCAAAUGCACAAAUGCAGUGACGUUUAAGGACGCCAUAUUUGUUGUUGGUGGAGCGAUGAAGGCCUUGUACUCCUACAGUCCUCUUGAAGACUUCUGGACGCUAGUGAUCCAGCUGGGCUGUGAGAGGGCCAGCUGUGGCAUUGCCGCCUGUAAUAACAAGCUCUUCAUCACUGGUGGCCGAGAUGACAAGAACGAAGUGAUUGCUACCGUUCUUUGCUGGAACCCAGAGGCAAAAAAGUUGACUGAGGAGUGUGUGCUUCCACGUGGAGUAUCUCACCAUGGUAGUGUGACUCUCAGGAAGUCCUACACACACAUACGCAGGAUAACGCCUGGAACAGCCACUGGAUGACAGAUGCAGCCUCUUCAGUGACCACAAUCUUACUCUCAUUUGAGAUGUGAAAAACAUUUUCAGGACCCAUUUGAUCAGGUUUAAGCAGUGUAACUCUGUUGCAUUGAUACUGAAAUUGUUCUUUUUUGACAUUUGACUGCAGUUUUUACACAUUUUGUCAAUGCAAAGAAACAAUUGCACUUUAAAAGUUAGACAUUUACAGUACAGCUUUUAUACAUGGAUAUUUUAUACACAUAUUUAUUCAAUUGAAGUUAAUAACUGUUGCAUUAGGUAUCAUGAACACAAUAUGCAAUUGAUUAACCUAAGUUCAUACAUUUCAUUAUUGUUAUUGAUCUUAUUGUUAACGAUAUACUUAUGCAUGUUUAAUUUUUUUUUUUUAAAUAAAAUACAACAACUGUUAAAACGACAGAUUUUUUUGGUGAUAUAUGCCAGACUUCAUUUAGUCUGCUUAAACUCUGCCCCUUUCUUACAAUCGACUGCAAGCUCACAUUCAGAUCUACCUCCAUCCAAUUAACAACCGACAGAUAGAACCAAGUUCCCAAGCUACAUUUUAUUUUUUACUAUAAUACGUUUCACUCAGAUGUUCGUCACAUUCAGGGCUUGACAUUAACUUUUUUGCUCACCAGCCACUGUAGCUAGUAGUUUUCCAAAGUUUCUAGCCACUCAGCAUUUUCACUGGCCACAAUUUUGACAUCAAUACCAUGGGGAAGAAAACUGCCAUACAGAUAUUUUCAAUAUUUCAUAAUUUGGCAGCAGGUAUAUUAGGCUGCUGUCACUUUAAGACUUUCUUUCUCAACUGUUUACGUUCACUUAAAACAUAACUGACAGUGUUUACGUGAAUACUCACCAAGAUCGGCAUUUUGACGUUAUUUAAUGUGUAUUUGACUGUUUAAGCGCAAUAAGCAGUGAAAAAUAACUUAGUUUAGCACUGAGAGGCGGCUUUAUGUGUGCGCACUUUGGGUGAGCACAAAAUCUGCGUGAAAGGAGUAAAAUUAUGCGCAAUAAGCGCAAUUCCACACCGAAACUCAAACCCUGUAACACAACAAUAUUCAUUAAAUGAAACGGGUAAAGGGAGGAGGGUUUGUGUGUUAACUUGGUGUCUGAGAAGCGAAGCGCAGCUGUUAUCCUGUUUCUAUUCUGUGGGAGAUGAGUAGGCAGCGUUUCAGAAAUUUCAGUAUCGAUAUGUAUCAAUACAUUGCACUUGGUUUAUUAUUUCAGAUGCCUUUUUUAAAGACUACAAUUGAAAAAUGAAUAUAUUAUUUAUAAAAUUCAACCCGGUAAAUUGGUUAUUGGGGAUGACUGUUACACGCCACUGCUGAAAUCUACCCGCAUUUGGCGGGUGUUAAUGUCAAGCCCAAAAAUCUGUCGCUACUAAAGUUACAUCACGACUUUAACGCGAGGUAAUGCCAUUACAAAUUAACAAUAGUACAUUCAUAAAUUAACCUAGAUUAUAAACGUCUCACAUAAUCAUACCAAAUGCAAUAAAGGGUUAGUUCACCCAAAAAUGAAAGUUCUGUCAUUAAUUACUCACCCUCAUGUCGUUCCAAACCCAUUGCACCUUCGUUUAUGUUCGUGAAAACAAAGAUAUUUUUGAUGAAAUCCAAGUUGUUGUUUUUUAUCCCCCAUAAAAAGCAACAUUAUUGUAAUUUAUGCAUCCCUUAAUGUAGACUUACAUUUUUUUCUGCUAUGUUGUCAAGAUAUGAAAUGUCAUUGGUUAAUCAGGCACUGAAAACAUGUACCAAUACUUUUGUGAAAUGACCCAAAAAGUGUUUGCUGCAAUUCAUUUUCAUUAGUAACUCAAUACAAACAUUUCUCAGAA